AUGGUGCUUUGUUUUCUGAGGAGAACACUGCAACUAGCAAGUCAUUCAUCCAGUCCACUGGGGAGACAACUCUCUUCAGCCAGUGCAAAUAAGCCAGUGUUGACUUUAUUCACCAAGAAACCGUGCCCUCUAUGUGAUGAAGCAAAAGAAGUGCUUGAGCCAUAUAAGAGAAGGUUUAUUUUGCAGGAGGUGGAUAUUACCCUUCCAGAGAACUCAGCGUGGUAUGAUAAAUACAAAUACGACAUACCUGUUUUUCAUUUAAAUGGGAAGUUCCUAAUGAAGCAUCAAGUAGACAUUCAAAAGUUUGAGGACCAGCUUAUGAAGCUGGAGUUGCAAAAUGGUGGAAACCAGUGA
Molecule: messenger RNA, 354 nt
Organism: Fulmarus glacialis (Northern fulmar)
Lineage: Eukaryota; Metazoa; Chordata; Aves; Procellariiformes; Procellariidae
Product: chromosome unknown open reading frame, human C5orf63
Exons: 3
Coding region: 1-354 (117 amino acids)
Source: RefSeq, a predicted model, not a curated record